Molecule: messenger RNA, 1478 nt
Organism: Hypanus sabinus (Atlantic stingray)
Lineage: Eukaryota; Metazoa; Chordata; Chondrichthyes; Myliobatiformes; Dasyatidae
Gene: cdkn1bb
Product: cyclin dependent kinase inhibitor 1Bb
Exons: 3
Coding region: 188-793 (201 amino acids)
Biological process (GO): regulation of cell cycle; G1/S transition of mitotic cell cycle; negative regulation of cell population proliferation
Cellular component (GO): nucleus; cytoplasm
Molecular function (GO): cyclin-dependent protein serine/threonine kinase inhibitor activity; protein-folding chaperone binding
Source: RefSeq, a predicted model, not a curated record
CGCCUUACUAGAGUCAGUUUUGACGAGAUACGUUGUAAACGGUUGUUGUUGGCGUUUUUGUUUUGGUACCGUGCUUUGCUGCGUUCGAAAGAAUUGCACGACAUUGCUAAAUCGUGCAGUUUUGCAUUUCUACUGGUCGCUUGAUAUCUGGACGGUUUGCAAACGAGCGGGGGUACGAAGGAAAAAAAUGUCAAACGUACGCAUUUCUAACAGUAGUCCUUCGCUGGAGAUAAUGGCAGCGCAACUAACAGGGCACCCGAAAUCUUCUGCCUGCAGAAACCUCUUCGGUCCCGUAGACCACGACUUGUUAAACCGGGAUUUACAGAAGCAACGGAAGGAGAUUCACAAACAGGAUAGAGAGAGGUGGAAUUACGACUUCGAGAGGGACAAGCCGCUGGAUGGCAAUUACAAAUGGGAAGCCGUGGAUAGUGAGGAUGUGCCUGAUUUUUACAGGCGUCCUCCCAGGGAGCAAGUGUCAUCAGCGGAUUGUAAUGUUGAUAUGAACGGGAACCCUACGAUAGUUUACAUAGGAACUCGGGUUCAGGGAAAUUCAGGGGACACACACUUAGCGAACCCAGAGCAAAAGGACCCGGUUAAAGAGACAACUGAACACCUAACAGACUCAAAAGAGCAGUGCAGUAGUCCCCGAAAACGAGCUGCGUCAGUCGAUGGUAUUCCAGAUGCAAAAAGGUUCAAUACGAAGACAGAGACAGACUGGUCAGCAAAUACUCCCAGUGUGGGUGCAUUAGAGAAGACGCCGAAAAAGACGAUUUCUCGUGGACAUCAAACAUAAAAGUCACAAGAUGCCAAGGUCCUCUUUUUCUUGUUCAUCUAUGGCAGUGCUUGCUGAAGGCUGGAUAACCUCCGGAAGGGACACGUAUCAUUCCCUCUCCCGGUGAGGAGAGCCCGAGCACUGAACUCAAGUGAACACUAAACCGCCCAUUUUAGAGUGGAUAUAGCGCUGUGCAAUUAGGUUCUUCCUUAUCACUUGGCUGAUUUUACUACCUGUGUAUAUAGGGUUGUUUUUGUAGCACAUAAACCAGUUUGGUGGGGGGAAGGGGAGGAGGAUGGAAACUUGUUCAGAGUUUAGAAAAUAUGACUUGAAUAGCAGAAAUGUAGUUUUCCAAUUCAGUUUUGAAACUGCCAAGUUACAAUACCUGUGUAUUGUAUGUUUAAAAAAAUAAAAAAAAUCUAAUGUACCUGUGUACAUAACUUUGUAAAGACACUGAGAAAUUAUACUAACUUAUUUAUGUUAUAAAGAAUUGAUGUUUUUUUUGAUUCUAGAAGAUAAUUUUCCGUUAAGCCAAAGUGGCAUUUUCCCUUGUGCAUUUGUAAAUGCUUUAAUGUAGAUUUUCCUUCUCCAUUUUUGCCUGUCAUAAUAUAAGGCUAUGCUUGAAAAGAGAAAGCGUCCUGAGCCAGGCUUGUACUCUGCCUUAAUAUUGGUUAUAUUUCUCAUUUUUGUUUUGUAACGUGUGAAG